UGGUAGACGCUGUGUGCGGGACGGUCGCUGUAGCGCAUUCCAAUGUGAGCAGAGAUGUAACCGCUGUGCGGACUUUAUGUUUCCCAGCCGUGUUCAGCCGCAAUUUCAAGGAAUAAAAUGUCCAACUUGAAGGAGGCCAGCACUUGUCCUGACGGCUACAGGGCUUUAAGCGCGAGUGAGCUGAGGGAGCUUUUACAAAACGACGACAAAAUGGACCAAAUCAUUCGCCUCAAUGAGAAGUUUCAGGAGCUCCAGUUUGACAGGGAGAUGCUGCUGACCUCUAACCGGAGUUUGGCCGAGGAGAGCCUCGCUCGGCGACCUCGCCUUAAUAACGGCAAGCUCCAACUGGCGGAGAAAUACCGGGAACUGUCCAACCUGGCAACCACAUGCUGGGAAAAACAGAGUCAGCUUGAGGCUCAUGUGCAGAAGCACAGCCUGCAGACGGCGCAGAACCUCCUGCAGGAAGAGGUGGCACGUGCAGAGGAGCAUUCAGAGGAGCUCCUGGAGAAGUUCAUGGGGGGAAACGUAAGCCUGGACGAGUUCUUGGACUCCUUUCAAAGCUCCAGGAAGACGUAUCACAUCCGCAGGGCUCAGGCAGAGAAGAUGCAAGAGCUCGCUCAGGCCGGGAAGCAGCAGGGGAAAACUAAGAGAGCGGAGGAGUGCAAAGCCCCGGCGGUAAAGGACUCGGAAAAGCUGCAGGAGCCUCAGCGGCCGAACGGCUUUUUAGCGCAGGGACCUCUUAGAGUGUUCCAAGUGCGCUAUGGCCUCACACCUGCCAUUCUACUCCCUCAUUACCCUGUUUCCCCGCCCGCCUCGGCGCCAUGCCUUCAAAGUAGCGCCCCCACCGCUGAGCCCCAGCUGGGGCAGGCCCACAUCCUCAGCCCCAGCGCCCCACUUCCAGGACACGGCCACGCGGUGGGCCUCAGGGUUAUCGGACAGCUAUCGGGAGGCUGGCCGGCUAACGGGCGGCCCGUGCGAGUGCAGCAGCUUUACAGGCCGAACCCUCAACAGCCCGAACCGCCGUACCGAUAAGCCGGAGGAGGAGGAGUAAGGGGAGGAUGAAAAGCCGAGAGGUCUUCCGAGACGUUGGAAGCAAACGGUGGCUGUCACAAUCAUGUAAGCAAAGACUGAUCGAGAGACGGGCAGCGCUGCAGACGUCCGUUUCUGUUCUCCAUCCAUGACACUCAAACGUAACACAUCGAGGGAAGGCGAGCAGAGGGAGCGAGGCAAGGGGGGGGCUGUGAUAGCUGGUAAACAAAUCUCUCAUUAAGCCUUUUUUUAUUAAAGAACAACAAAAGCAGAAAGAGGAGCCGGCUGCAGAUUCAGCUGGAGGAAAACUUGAUUUGAUGGGGGCUGAAAUGAAAACUUCGGCGUUUGUUCAAAGUUUUAGCUUCACACUCAAACAUUUUCAGGUUCUUAUCCAAAACUUCUCGUACUUUGAUUUUUUUGUGCCAAACUUUCUAACCCUGUGAGACAUAAGUAGCCUAACUCUGUUUUAAAGAAAAAACUAACAAUAAUUUGUUUUCUGGGUUUUUUUUAAGCGUGUUAGGUGGUAUAUUUGUUUUUCUCCCACCUGCUGGGAUAACAAUUUUCACAGGCCCUGACGACUUGGAGAUCGACCCAAGUCACUUGAGCUACUGCAAAAGUUUGCAAGAAAUCGCUAGAUUGAAAUCGGAGAGCCUAAAACAAUUAUAAAAAUUAACACUGCGCCAUCAACACAGCUGUGUUGAAAGGUGGAUGAUAGGUGCUUCUCCCCUUCACAGCCGCAGGAACGAGUCUUAAACCUGGAAAUGAGUUUGCACUUCCGGUUCUUCGUAGCUCAAAUUAAGGCCCGUGUUUUACGUGAGCUUUACACUUUCUCCUCGUUUUGUUCCACAACAUAAAAGAUGCCAGUAAAUAGUCCAUUCGUGGAUUCUGUGGAAGGGCACCAAACACCCAGCGAGCUUUAGCGGUGAUAGCGUGGUGUUAAAUCUUUUAUAGCCUAAGAUUAUGUUUCUCAAUAAAACAUGAACUUUUCUCUUUUACAAAUCUUAUUUUUCUGGCUUUUUUGGUUGUUGAGGCACAUACGGCGACAUGAACUUCCUGCUUGGCCUGCAAAUUAUGUCGUCUUUUCAACUUUCUGUAAAAGAAAUGUCUGAAAAAUGGAGCCAGCAGCAGAGCAGAGGGCGAUCGUGGAUAGAGACCUGCAGGAAGAACACGGGCACCGGUUAAAGUGUGAUAUUCGAUAUUUUAAACUCUGAUUCGGGCUGAAGCUUGCAAACAACACCAGUAAAACUACACAGGCAUACAGUCCAGUACAGUUUCAUGAAAGCUGUGUUAGCAUCAUGUUGUUAUAGUCUCGUAUUUACCUGCCAGACUUGUUCAAGUUCUGCUCAGAUGAGUGUUUUUAUCCCCAGUGAUCCGGGCCACUCGUGAAUUUCGCUUAUAAACAAACAUAUUUAUACGACAGGCCGUUCUCUCACCUCUGCAACGCGCCAGCGUGGAGUCGGUGCUGUUUUUUGCCUCGUUAAAUCACCCCGAGCGUUUUAGAGUCGCUGGUGAAGUACAGUAGCCUGCAGCUUUUAAUUAAAUGUGUCACAUACAUUUAAUUAAUAUUUCAUACUUUAUGCUGCUCGGCUCAUGUUUAUUUAAUCAAGCUUCCACUAAAAACAGCAGCUUUUCGUUACUGGAGAUCUGACACUUGAAACGCUAUCCAACCCCGUCCCUAGUGAGAGUUUUAACUGUUAUUUUAAUAUAUUUCAAAGAGAUCGAGGUGAAGCACAGAGUUGCGACGCACAUCUACAAGCCUUUGUAUGUAUGUCGUCGUUAAUUUGUACAGCCGAGGACAGACGGAGACGCUCCGUCACCGACGUGAACGAUGACAUCAAUAAAGUGGCGUUUAAUAUAAACUCUCGUCAUCCGUCGCCUCAUCGAAUAAAGCGACUUUCAUUCUUCGCGACCGCCGAGCAAAGUUUGAACAAAGGCGCAGCGCAGACCGGAGCAGGUGGUAUUUAUUAAUAAUUCCCAGACUUGAACCUCGCAGUGUUAUUUGCAGUGUCAUGUGUGUUAGAAUCACAGACGAUUACCCAAAGCCUUCUGCCUCACAUCAGUGAGCGAUUUAUUUAUUCAUGUAAAUCCUAUUUUAAAUGGCUGACUUCAAAGCUUCUUGUUUACCGUGCUAAAUGAGGAGCUGCUUCUCCUUUUCAAAGCAGCCCGCUGUUUUCAUUUUUGUUGUUGUUGUUUUUGUUUUUUUCCUCUCUCUCCGUCAAACUGAGCUGCAGAGUGAGGCAGACUUGAUCUCUAUGAGAAUGCGAGCCCUCAGUAAAAUGAGAGGAGGUUUCCUUCUUCAUUUUCUCAUCACGCCAUUUUGCAUCAUUUUUAAAGGAGGGAAAAGCUUUGCAUUGUAGUUGUAAUGACUCUGCUCUUCAACAUACAUUUCGCUGAUGAAUAACUCAUAAGUACGUGCUUACUAAAGCCUGACGAAGUACAUGAAAAUGCCUUUUUACAGCCCAGCGCCCAGUUACAUGCAGCGUGUCACAGUAUGGGAAGAGUCGUUAUAUACACUUUGCACUAGAAGUGUGAAUGGAUUCCAAGGCUCUGAAUUCUUUAACCUUCAAGUGACCGAGUGCUGUGUAUUUAUACAUGUGUGGGAAAACAAGUUCGUCCAUCUACUUCUGCAACUUUUCAUUGUUCUUUAUUGGAACUGGUGCUGCAAAGAUGAUGUAGAGUUCUGUUUUGCAAUGUUAUUUGUUAGAAUUUUUCACUUUUAAUCUCCACUUUUUUUUUUCUUCCUCUCUUUUUGUUGUGGCUACUACUAGUGACUUGCAUUUUUGUAAGUGGAUAAAAGUGAUUUAAAACCAUAAUUAUUAUUAAUUAUUAGAACAUUUCAUCACAGGUCAAGAAAACCCCACAAACUUGGACAGAGCCGUACAAAAUGUGUUCCCAUGUAGUUAAGAGCUUGGUUGCUUGAAGGUUAAAGGUUGUGUGUUUUGUUUUGUUUUUACAUCUUUUACAUUUAUUUUGUGUUUUUUUGCACAUCAUUUCUGUCCGCUAGCAUUCAGUUCAAAAAAGUCGACUCCUGAGAUCUGAAAACGGUUUUAUCUCACUACAGAGAAGCAGGAAUGUUGUGGUGUGUUUGGGGUAAACGCAAAGCAAAGUUUGCACCCUGUAGCGCUCAGAGAGGCGAAAAUACGUUCUUGUAUGUUUGUAACGGGCAUGCGAGCGAUUAAUCAACUAGAUGUGUAAGCGUCGCCACCCUUGCUGUACAACAGGAUUUGCCCGCUGGUUCUCGAGGGGCGUCCACCCAGGAAGCGACUAGCAGCAACGUCACUGCGACCAGAAAUCAUAGAAAGCCACUUAAACUUAGAGAUACCAGAUCAAAGCUUUUCUAGGCUUUGCAGUCAAGGCAAAUUGAAGCAAGUACCAAUAAGAGUAAAGGAUACUGUUGGUUGACAUGAGGAGGUGGUACAUGCAACCGGAGCCUGGACCGCACCCUUGCAAGCAGCCCUUCCUGUUUGAAGGCCCCUUAAAACUUAGCAGAUCUUUAUGAUGGUGAAAGUGUAAACAAGUGAGCCAGCGUCAGUUCUGCGGUACUUUAACCCUCAAAGAUGAGGACCGUAAUCUUAAACGCUGUCCAUUAAAGCAAAUUUUAACCCUAUUCGUUCGACCCCUCCCAUGUGUUCUCCUGAUGCCACAAGUGAUCAGAGAAGGAGGAAAAUCUAAUCGUUUGUGAGCAGCUGGAGAUUCUCUUUUAUAUAUACAGAAAAAAGGGAGGGAUCUGUAUCUGCUGCAGUCUGGAUAAAAGUAGUCGUCUUGCUUGCUGCUAGUGGCCACAUUGUCCACAUAAAAAAAAAUAAUUAAAAAGUGCUAAAGUGACUUCAUUCAUGAGGCAAAACCUCGCUUUGCACUUACUCUGAACACACCAUUAGACUCCAA
Messenger RNA from Pundamilia nyererei, 4914 nucleotides. It is a transcript of the gene vps37d, whose product is annotated as VPS37D subunit of ESCRT-I. The transcript has 4 exons. NCBI's taxonomy places the organism in Eukaryota, Metazoa, Chordata, Actinopteri, Cichliformes, Cichlidae. Gene Ontology annotation, cellular component: ESCRT I complex. The coding region runs from base 118 to 1032 and encodes 304 amino acids. Gene Ontology annotation, biological process: protein targeting to membrane; ubiquitin-dependent protein catabolic process via the multivesicular body sorting pathway; protein targeting to vacuole. The record is from RefSeq and is a predicted model, not a curated record.